Messenger RNA from Pichia membranifaciens NRRL Y-2026, 3024 nucleotides. RefSeq lists its product as hypothetical. The transcript has a single exon. Bases 1 to 3024 code for a protein of 1007 amino acids. Lineage: Eukaryota; Fungi; Ascomycota; Pichiomycetes; Pichiales; Pichiaceae. The record is from RefSeq and is a predicted model, not a curated record.
AUGAGUCGACUAGCACAUUCUGAGUUGCAUCUCACUUUCAGAGACUGGUCUUCUUCGGAGAGCGAAGAAGAAAGCUAUAUGCCGGAUAGCACAUCGCACGGUAAUCCUGACCAAGUUGAUGAUAGGUCGGGAGACGAUGGCGAUCAAUUUGGGACCGGCACAAGCGGGAUUCGUGAGGUUUCCAGAGGAAGACACAGAAACAACUUAUCUGAUAGGGAGUUAGACAAUGAAGAAAGGAACCACGAUGGUAACAACGCUGAAAUCGACGAUGACGGUAAUAGCGACCAUGACAGUAUAUAUCAAUACAAUGAAGGCAAUGGUCACAAUAGGUCACAGAUAAACCAGACAUCUCCGCUGGUAAGUUUGCCUCUUCCUCUGGUUUACAAUAGCACUGGAAUGGUAGACAAUACCUCUUUUACUGAGACUUUUAGUCCCGCUAUGCAAGAGGAUGAAAAUUCAAACUCUUCAACUCCACCUCAUCUACUAAACGGCACGAUAAAUAUUGAAGACAUUCAUAGCACGGAUUGGAUUCCUCGAAUUUUGCAUAAGGACUACAAUAUAAGACAAAGUGCAUUUGCAGGGUCGUCGUUCUUCAAAUAUCAUCCGGAGCAUGAGUUUUGUUAUGGAAUCCCCUUAUCGAUGCAAAAAUAUGGAUUGAUUAACAUGAUGAACGAUCUUUUACUGACUAGAAGCGAAUGUGUUUUAUCCGAAGCUUGUAAAACUGAAUCACAAGCAGAUGAUAAAACCAAGAAAAGGACAUUUAACCAACUUUGUCUUGAAGAUAUGAAUUUAGCAUUUUUAAUGGAUCAAUCGUAUUCAUCGAAGAUCCAACAGCUUGCUCCCACUUCUUUCCUCAAAUCAGGCUCUUGUUUUUCUCUUCCAGUUUCAUUGAGCGGGUCAUUCUUAUCUGUGCGAUUCACAGAUGUUGACUACAAGGCUUUAAACACAACGGGGUAUCUCCAGUUGGGAGACGUUAGGCUUGGAUUCACAGGAGAAUUGGUAGAUAUUUUGAAGUCGGACUUAAGAUACACCAAAAAUAGAAAGUUUUUGAUUGAAGGCAAUGUGUUCAGUAAUUUAUUGAGAAACAAGCUAGUAUUGAGCAAAAAAUUCAAUAAAUGUUUUGAUCGAAAAAGAAAAAAGUGCUACACCAAAGAAAAUUGGAAGCCUUUUAGCAUGAAUAGGAUGGGCUAUAUUGUGAGUAAUAAACCUAGCAGUCAAAGCCUCAGCAACGAACGAACAAUAAUCAACCCUGUUAAGCCCUCAAAGUUUCCUAAUGGCUCAUUAUUUCACAAAUUGCAGGUUACGAGUGAGUCUAAAUUUGACAACUUCAAGUUAUUAUCAAAGUGGUUUGAAAUGCCUCCUUUAAAUCAAUUUAUUAAUACCCCAUCUCCCCCAACCCCUCCAAACAGACAGAAGAAAUGCACAAACAACCCAGAGAAUCUUCUUGUUUGUAAAGAUUGCGUGAACUUGAUGAUGUCAAAAUUCUUGUUCAUAAAAAUGGAAGUCGAUAUUCAUGAACUUUUUGAAAACUCUUUUGACUCCUCAACCAAUGGUUUAAUAUAUCCUGAUUUGAUCUAUAAACAUCGCCGAAGAUUUCACGAUUAUGCAAAUAGGCUGAUGUCAAAAUCUAAUAGUAAUUUCAGAAGGCAUCUUGAACGCCAAAUGCGGGGAAUGACACAUACCUCCAAUUCACUUUUCAAUGACACUAGAGUUAGACCUAGACUUAGUUCAUUCCAGAGUAGCGGAGAUGAUGAUAGUGAUGACGAAGGUAAUCGUGGUGUCCGGCUCACUACUCAAGGGAGCUUUGGGAAUAGAUCUAACCUAGGAUCAGAAGAGUCGCAAAAUGACACGGGAUUUGAGCUGAAUCCUGUAGCAUAUGAAGAAUAUGAUGACGAUCAGAUUGAUUUAGAUUUUAAUUGGGAAGAUAGCAUUGACUUUCCAGAGGUUAACAAUAAUGAAGCCAUGGUCAGUGAUAGUGAAGAAAAUGAUGUUGGAGCUAAUGACGGUAACGAUGAUGGUGUCAAUACUAGCGGUGGGGAGAAUGACAAUGUAAGUGAUGACGAAAGAACCACUUCACAAUAUAAUGGUCCAGAAAAUUCUGGAAUGCUGGCUGUAUGGCCAUUGUCCGCUGAGCGGUUUAGUGAAUCACAUCCUAUAUUAGAUCCGGAUGUCAGUAGUAACGAAGGUGAGGUAACUGAUGAAGAAAUUGAUCAUCCUUAUAAUAUCAUAUUCACCAACGAUAGAUCAAGAAGGGUUUCACGGCUAUUAUUCAACAUCAACAUGGCCAGCGAACAGCAUAGACAUAGACGUGAACCGGUUUCGAGUUUGAGCUUGUACAAGAACGGAAAUACCAGAAUGAAAACUAUUUUUUUGGCAUGUAUUAACAGAAACACAGGUGAACUGCAUAUUCUUCCAGGGAAUCUAGAUAUGAAUAUGUGGAGUAACGAACAAAAUGAUGGAGAACUAUUUGAGGAUGUUGAAACAUUCAAUAAGGUUUACAAGCUGUUCAUGGUGAAUAAUAAUUUAGAAACUGAAAAAGAUUCCAAGUACUCAAGACGGUUGAAAAAUUGGAUAAGAACGCAUCGCAAAACUGAAUCAGAAGAAAUAAAGAAGUUACUGAUGCUACAAAUGUUGGCUAAUCCUUCCAUAAUUAACGGUUACGAAAAGAGGAAAACAGCGCAAAGGCAAAAGGUUGAUGAAAAAAGGAGAAGGAGACAAUUAAAUCGGGAAAAAUUGAAUGAACUGGAGAAGAAAUCAAAACAGCAUGGAGUGAAAAAGAAAAAAGGUAAAGGUAAUGAAAAGGUAGCCAGGGUGGCAAAGGAACAGCAGAAUGGUAUUUUAGCUGACUGUGGUACAGCUGUCGAUCAAUUCAAUGACGAUGUCAAGGAGCAGCUAUAUAGUUUCGUGGGUGAAACUAGCUCUUUUAGCAUUGAUAAUGACAAGGUACUAACAUUUCAGUCCGGCCUUGAAAAUGGAAAAGAUAAACAAAGGCAUGGAUCACUAUUCUCUUUUGAGUAUGCAUAA